AUGCAGGAAAGUGCUUACAACUCAGAUCAUGGAACUUGUACAGAAGGUGGUGAUGGUUUCUCAAAGAUAUCUUCCAUCAAUCUUAGACCUUUGGAUCUUUCUGACAUAGAUGCUUUCAUGGUAUGGGCGACAGACAAAAAGGUGCCUAUUUUUUGCACUUGGGAACCUUUCACCAGCAAAGAAGAUGGCAUAAACUACAUCAGAGAUAAGGUGAUCCCUCACCCCUGGUUCAGGGCAAUCUGUAUUGACAAUACCCCAAUUGGCUAUGUUUUGGUGACACCCAAUUCGGGCAAUGAUCAAUGUAGAGCAGAACUCGGUUAUGGUCUGGGGUCCAAGUAUUGGGGUAAAGGAAUUGCAACCAUGGCUGUGAAAAUAGUUGCUGAGACCAUAUUCAAAGAGUGGCCACAUUUGGAGAGGAUUGAAGCUUUGGUAGAUGUGGAAAAUAUAGGUUCUCAUAGGGUUCUUGAGAAAGCUGGGUUUCAAAGAGAAGGGAUUCUUAGGAAGUACUUCUUGCUCAAGGGAAAUUGUAGAGACAUGAUAAUGUUUAGUUUCCUUUCUACCGAUUCUAACACUUUACUAUAGUUUGUUCUAUCAUGUAGUUUUUUUUUUAGUGAAGUUAAAAUUUAGUUUAUAAUAAAGAAGCCAAUCAAAGGACUUGGAUUGGGUUUU
Molecule: messenger RNA, 669 nt
Organism: Cannabis sativa
Lineage: Eukaryota; Viridiplantae; Streptophyta; Magnoliopsida; Rosales; Cannabaceae
Exons: 1
Coding region: 1-582 (193 amino acids)
Molecular function (GO): acyltransferase activity, transferring groups other than amino-acyl groups
Source: RefSeq, a predicted model, not a curated record